Molecule: messenger RNA, 1255 nt
Organism: Musca domestica (house fly)
Lineage: Eukaryota; Metazoa; Arthropoda; Insecta; Diptera; Muscidae
Product: THO complex subunit 6
Exons: 2
Coding region: 164-1216 (350 amino acids)
Biological process (GO): mRNA export from nucleus
Cellular component (GO): THO complex; transcription export complex
Molecular function (GO): protein binding
Source: RefSeq, a predicted model, not a curated record
GCUUAUUGGUACUGAUAAGGAGUGUGCUUCUUCUUCCCAUAUCGUUUGGAACGCUUUUAAAUUUGUUCGUUUACCAAGCCGGUGGAAAAACAAUUCGGUGUACAAACAAGUUAAUACUUUUUAACAAAAUUAUUAAAUUAUUGUCAGAAACAGUCUUGAGAAUAUGUCUCCAUUAAUACCUCUACGAGAUCCUAACGAGGAUUACAAUAUAAAACGUUUUUACAAUUGUGUUUGCGCCCAAACAAUAUCAACGUCGGGCAAGUUUCUGUUUGCCGGUAAUCGGGCGGGAGAUAUUUUUGUGCAAAAUAUUACCAAUUUCCAGAAUUCAGAGGAAAUGCGACCACCCCUCAAAAUAUAUCCACAAGGCGAGGAAUGUGAAAUCAACUGUUUGAGCUUCCAUCGAGAAUUCCUUAUUGUGGGCUCGAUUGGGGUGGUGUAUGGUUUAAAAUGGGUUGAGGAUAAGGCUGAACUGGCCACUGGUCGUGCUUGGGAAAUCAAAAUACCCAUUGAUGUGGAAGCCAUCGAAGUUCCAGAUGUGAAUUAUAUGUGGCUGCGACCCGAAACCGAUUUGCUUUAUGUUGGCUGUGGUGAUAAUGUAAUUUAUGAACUGAACUUAGAAGAUGGCCGUAUAACACGAAGCUUCAAGGGUCAUGAAGAUUAUAUACAUGGUGUAUGUGGUUCGGGUACGGAUAAAUUAUAUUCCGCCUCCGAAGAUGGCAGUAUUCGUAUGUGGGUGACAAAUCAAAAAGAAAGCACAGGCCUCAUUGAACCAUACAAAAAAGACACAUUGGUACGCCCUGAAAUGGGCAAAUGGCAAGGUGCAUUGGCCACCAAUGACGAUUGGCUGUUGUGUGGUGGUGGACCAAAAUUAUCCCUAUGGCAUUUACGUUCCAUGGAAUGUACAAGUGUUUUCCCAUUUCCCGGCAAGGUACAUGUUUGUGAUUUUGUCGAAGAUAUGAUAUUUGUUGGUGGUGAACAUACUAAUGCCCAAUUCUAUGCCAUGAAUGGUAAACUGAGAGCUGAUAUAAAGACUGAAAACACUGCGGUGUAUUCGGCGGUAUGGAAGACGGAACCGGAACGUUUUAUGUCCAUUGCUGGCUAUAGUAAUUGGUUGUCGAUAUUAAAUGAUUUUCGCUUUUUGGAUAGUAAAAUUGAAUUGUAUGAAAGUAGAAGUAAUAGUGAUACAACUACAGUUAAGGGGGAGAAUGGUGUGUAAAAUAAAAUAAAGGCUAAGAAGACAAAUUACGAAAUCUAA